Messenger RNA from Dufourea novaeangliae, 2696 nucleotides. It is a transcript of the gene Sln, whose product is annotated as monocarboxylate transporter 12. Gene Ontology annotation, molecular function: monocarboxylic acid transmembrane transporter activity. Bases 429 to 2525 code for a protein of 698 amino acids. The record is from RefSeq and is a predicted model, not a curated record. Gene Ontology annotation, biological process: monocarboxylic acid transport; transmembrane transport. The transcript is spliced from 5 exons. Lineage: Eukaryota; Metazoa; Arthropoda; Insecta; Hymenoptera; Halictidae.
GAGCCGCGUUUUUUUUGUGGUUCAGGACAGCCUGGGGACAGAACGGGAACCGUGAACGCGGGGGGUGGCAAGUCCGAUCGGAAGUUCCAUCGGCAUUCAAGUGGAAGACACGCGUCCCGAAGGUGGGCCAGACCUAGACCAACGGGCUAACCCGUAGCACCUGGACACUUCAGGGCAGAAAGUGCAUCGAGAGGACCGACUAGAAAAAAGAAAAAAACUCCAGCGUAUCCGUUCAGAGGUGUCAUCGUGUGUCAAGCAAGUACAACGCCGUCGGGGGCAACGUCAGGGACAACGGGAAAUACGACAGUAGACCGUAGCAAAGAGACACGAGAAACAGUCCCGGGUGACUACACGAAAGAGACGAGGCCCAAAUCAAACGUAACUCCAAUGUAUUACGGUCCCCCACGCGCGAACGGAGCCGCUGAAAUAUGUCGUUACCACGAGAAUGGAGCAUCCAUCAGGACACGGCCGAUCCCGGCGAGUCUGUCGUCGUCUGCGCGACAGCGUCGCAGGAGAUGGUCGUCGGCGGCGGCGGUACAGUUAUCGACGAGAAUAUGAAUCAGAAUCAGCUGGGCUCGUUGCUGUCCAUCCAUUCGGCGCCUGUUUUCGAUCUGAGCAACGGCGCGCCGUCACCGAAGAGGCCGGCCUCGUUGGCGGUGCAGACGACCGCGACCUCGACGCCGAUCGUGCCGCCCCAUCUGCAGAGCCCAGAGACCAUCGAGGACGAGGACAACGAGAAUCUGUUGACGAUAUCGAGCCUGACCGCCCGUCCGUUGAUCGCGAAAUCACGGGAGUUACGGUCGACCAGAUGUACAACGGCCAAGAAGAAACGACGCGGAUGCGAGCCGAGAAAACCGCUAAACGUCACCUGCAUGCCGUUGGACGGCGGUUACGGAUGGGUGAUCGUGUUCGGGGCGUUCUUUGUGCAGUUCUGGGUAGCCGGCCUGGUCAAAUCGUACGGCGUGCUCUACGUCGAGGUCAUGGAGACGUUCAAGGACUCGUCGGCCUCUGUCGCUUCCUGGAUACCGGCUAUAUUGUCUUGCCUUUGCCUGGCACUCGCUCCUGUGACGAGCAUGCUCUGCCAGAAAUACAGCUGUCGGGCGGUGGUCUUCGUCGGGGGAUUAUUCUGCGCACUUGGACUGACCACAAGCUACUUUGCCACGAGCUUGAUACACCUAUUUUUUACUUUUGGAAUUUUAACAGGUAUCGGUGGCGGUCUGUCGACAACGCCAGGCAUCAUCCUCGUCUCCCAAUACUUCGACAAGCACCGCGCCCUGGCGAACGGUAUCUGCGUAUCUGGUACAGCGGCUGGCAGCUUCGUUUUUCCCCUUCUGAUCGAGGUGCUAGUCGAGAGUUUCGGUUUUCACGGUACGAUCCUCCUAUUGGGCGGUUGUAUGCUCCACGUAUGUGUCAGCGCGACCCUCUACCGUCCCCUGGAGAACAAUUACGCCCCCGUGGGCCAGGAACUCGCGGCGACAGCCGAAAGGAUGGUGGUCGCCACCGCGAAAGAGCUGGAGGCUGCGAAACAGCAGAAGCUCGAUCUGUUGUUCGCGAACGACACGACCACCAAGCACAAUCUGCUGAACGAGCUGUUCCACCAAAAUGGCGUGGCCGCGGUGGCGGUCGAGCUAACAGACAGCGAGGAGGAGAAAGAUGUGAUGGGCGAGGGUCUUCGGAUGAAACCGAUCUCGAAGAUACGAAGCUCCAGUAUAUUGCACAGCGUCGAGGAUCUGUCGACCGAUUCGACGUGCGUGUACAAAGCUCGAUCGUCGCUUAGAUCCCUGAAAUCCACCUCGAUCGCCGCGGUGUGCACCCCAGCGCCGCAGAUCGACACCCAGAUCAAGGAUGAACCGAAGACCAUUAUGCAGAGGAUAAUGCAGUAUAUCGAUUUGUCCCUGUUGAAGAAUCCUCAGUUCAUCAUGAUGUGCAUCUCCGUCAGCCUGAUGUCCACCGGUAGCCCGUACAUGCUUUAUUAUCUGCCUGCGUACGUACACGCGGCCGGCUACACGAAAUCGGAGGCGGGUUAUCUGGUCGCGAUAUCCGCGGCGUUGGACCUCUGCGGCCGACUGGGGCUCGGAUGGCUCUCGGAUCUGCAGCUAUUCGAUCGUCGGAAAGGGUACAUCGGAAGCAUCGUGGGUGCCGGUGUAGCUGUGUUGGCGAUCCCAAUGGCCCAUUCUUUCUAUGUACUGGCGUGCUCCGUCGGGAUGUACGGACUUUGCCUGGGUUGUUGGUUUCUCUUAGUUCCCGUCCUUCUUGCAGACCAAUACGGAACCGACAAAAUCUCCUCCACCUACGGUCUCGUCAGGAUGUUCCAAAGUGUCGGGGCUAUUUCUAUUCCGCCUUUAACAGGUUACCUGCGCGAUGUAACUGGAAGUUACACCGUAUGUUUUCUCUGCAUGGGAACGUGCAUGGUGAUGGGAGGUGUACCUAUGCUCCUGGUUUUUAACGAAGUAUCGAAAUCAUCGAAGAUGACCGUUAAUGCCGAGAACGGUAAUACGCAAGGAGAGACGACUGUGAAAGAAUAAAGAUAUUUUGCAAAAUGUGAUUAAAACUAACGAAAAACAAAAAAAAAAACAAACGAAAAAAAAACCGAACGAAUGUGUAAUAGAGAACUAAUAAAAAAAACUCGCAACAUUUGUCGCUACAAUUAAUCCACUAUGAUAUAUUGCUUGGUUCAGUUAUAUGCGUACGAAAGA